AUGAUGUUCACGACCACCGCUGGUCGUCCUUUGCACGGUUCGACGGCCAGCUUCAUCCGAAUCGCCCGCCACCAGGCCUUUCGUCGCCAUGCUUGGAGGGCCCAUGUUCGAUGGCUGUCCGCCGUCGCAGAGCAAAAGAAACAAACGACGCUUGCUCUCCCAUCCGAAGCACGAUACAACGAGAUAGGUGUCCAGCAACUCAGCUCCCACGUAUUUGAUCAAAUAUUUCCCAACGGAACCAAACCCCCCCCGCCAGAACUGGUCGAGUUAUCCAAGGAUCAUUUGCGCCGCCAUGACUUGCUUGGAAAGAACACGGGCAAAUCUGAUCCCAUAGCCUUCGACCUCCCACCGUUGCAGGGCGAUAACCUUGAUCAUCACUUUUACAAGCUCGGUCUCGAUUGCGCCGAGCCAUUUCUCUCCAACGCGAAGCAGUUUGCACGCGCCAACCCCCCUCCAAAACCGAGGCAAUGGGUUCGCGAAAGUGGUUGGACUAAAUACUAUCCCGAUGGACAGACCGAAAAGGUCGAUGUGCCUGAUGAAACCACGCUUUGCUUCGAUACCGAAGUCAUGUGGAAGGAAAGCCCAUUCGCAGUUAUGGCGUGCGCAUCGAGCCCAACCGCCUGGUAUGCCUGGCUCUCCCCAUGGCUCUUGGGGGAGACGGAAAACGACCGGCAACUAAUUCCUUUGGGUGACCCUACCAAGGACCGAGUUAUUGUUGGACACAACAUAGGUUACGACAGGGCCAGAAUCUUGGAGGAAUACAAUAUCAAGCAGACACGAAACUCUUUUUUGGAUACCAUGUCAUUACACGUGGCUGUCAACGGCAUGUGCUCUCAGCAAAGGCCGACCUGGAUGAAGCACAAGAAGAACCGUGAACUAAGGGAAAGGGCCGCUAGCCAAACCCCCGAUCAUGAGCUGGCCGAGCUUUUGAGCAACCAGGGCAUGCACGACGAGGAAGAACUAUGGGUAGAACGGAGCUCGAUCAAUUCUUUACGGGACGUCGCCAAGUUUCACCUCAACAUCUCAAUCGACAAGGCCGUCCGUGAUGACUUUGGGGAGCUGGAUCGUGAAGGAAUUCUGGAGAAGCUGGACGAGCUCAUGGACUACUGCGCUGCUGACGUGUCAAUCACCCAUCGUGUCUAUUCGAUUGUCUUUCCCAACUUUCUCCGGGUUUGCCCGCAUCCUGUCAGCUUCGCCGCCCUUCGACAUCUCUCCUCUGUCAUUCUGCCAGUCAACAAGUCCUGGGAUGCCUACAUUGCCAACGCGGAGGCAACAUACCAGAAGCUCUCGGAUGCAGUCCAGGAACGCCUUAUUGGUCUCACUGAAAAAGCACUCGAGAUCAAGAAUGACGAUGACAAGUGGGAAAAUGACCCAUGGAUGCAUCAACUCGACUGGUCCGGCCAGGAAAUCAAGAUGGUCAAGGGAAAGCGGAAGAAUGAUCCGCCAAGACCUGCGGCCAGGCAGAAGAAGCCAGGAAUGCCCAAGUGGUACAAGGACCUAUUCCAGAAGAACGAUGCGCCGAUCAACAUUACCGUCCGAACCCGCAUUGCGCCCCUGCUUCUCAAGCUUGCUUGGGACGGCCACCCUUUAUUCUGGUCCAACAAAUAUGGUUGGACCUUCCGAGUGCCGCGGCAGGACACUGCGAAAUAUACGGCCAAGUCGAUGGUCAAAUGCAUCUUUGAUGAAACAGAUGCCCGUCUGCGUGAUGACCACGCCCAUGCCUUUUUCAAGCUUCCGCAUAAGGACGGUCCAACCGCGCGCUGUACGAACCCGAUGGCGAAGGGCUAUCUAGCCUAUUUCGAGAAUGGUACCUUGUCAUCAGAAUAUUCGUAUGCCAAAGAAGCGCUGGAGAUGAACGCAUCAUGCUCCUACUGGAUCAGCGCAAGAGACCGGAUCAGGUCGCAGAUGGUUGUCUACCAGGAGGACCUCACAAAUGGCCAAUCUUCUCUUGAGACUGAGCCAAACAGCACAAGCGAGACGAAAGCCGCCAACACUGACGGGUUCAUAUUGCCGCAGAUCAUCCCCAUGGGUACGAUUACUCGGCGAGCAGUCGAGAAUACCUGGUUGACAGCUAGCAACGCCAAGAAGAACCGUGUGGGAUCUGAACUCAAGGCGAUGGUCAAGGCUCCCAAGGGCUAUUGCUUUGUUGGAGCUGAUGUCGAUUCACAAGAACUCUGGAUUGCCAGUCUGGUGGGUGACGCGACAUUCAAGCUCCAUGGUGGUAACGCUGUUGGGUUCAUGACGCUGGAAGGCACGAAGUCUCAGGGGACCGAUCUCCAUUCACGGACAGCAUCCAUCCUAGGCAUUUCGAGAAACAAUGCCAAGGUGUUCAACUAUGGUCGCAUUUACGGUGCUGGCCUCAAGUUUGCGGCGACCUUGCUGCGCCAGUUCAACCCCGACCUCUCAGAAAGGCAGACAACAGAGACGGCUUCGAGGCUGUAUGCCAACACCAAGGGUACCAAGACGAACCGCAAAAUUCUCUACAAGCGCCCGUUCUGGCGAGGAGGCACUGAGUCAUUUGUGUUUAACAAGCUGGAGGAGUUUGCUGAACAAGAGAGACCAAGAACACCAGCGUUGGGUGCCGGAAUCACCGAGGCACUCAUGAGUCGGUACGUCAACAAGGGCGGUUAUCUGACAUCUCGCAUCAACUGGGCCAUCCAGUCAUCAGGAGUCGACUAUUUGCACCUGCUGAUUGUCGGCAUGGAUUAUCUUAUCAGGCGGUUCAACAUCGACGCUCGUGUCGCUAUCACAGUGCACGAUGAAAUCCGCUACCUAGUCAAGGAGGAGGACAAGUACCGCGCGGCCCUUGCCCUUCAGGUUGUCAACGUCUGGACGCGAGCCAUGUUUGCUCAACAGGUUGGCAUCGAAGACCUUCCUCAGUCGUGUGCUUAUUUCUCUGCGGUGGACAUAGACCAUGUUCUGCGGAAAGAGGUGGAUAUGGAGUGUAUCACACCAAGUCAUCAAACUCCAAUUCCCCCUGGAGAGAGUAUCGACAUCACAACUCUACUCGAGAAGGGUGAGGCAGCCAGGCUGGACCCUGCCGUGGUGCCUGAUGCAAGGUACGCACCCAAGCUGGAUGAUAUCGAGUAUACCCCCCGCGUACCUGUGAUGCAGGCCAUUCAGGAAGCAACGGAGGGAAGUCUGCCUUUCCUCAAGGCCCAAAUCGUUGAAACUGAUGAGGAGCUGCGAGACAUAAUCAAGGACGUCCGCGCAGUCGAGCUGGCAGCGGCCAAGAAAGACAAGCCCAUGACCAAAAGGCAACUGAAGGGUGUCUUGCCGUACCACGCCUAUCCGAAGCUCGUUCCUAUGAAAGAGCCCAUGUCGGUAUCGGAGGCCAUUGGUACGAAGUACCAAAACGGCUAUCAUGCUGAGAAAAAGGGGUGGUUGCACCCGAACUCAAACAAAGGCGCAAGGUCAAACUGGGGGCUAUGAGGAGACUGUGCUUACAGAGUGUCUCUUCUUUCGAGGCUUGACUCGUCAACAUGUAUAAUUUCUUUUGUGCUGUCUCUUGGGCGAUGUAUUAUAGGCUUUUGGGGUUGUGUUGUACGACAGUGUAUGAUUGCAUCUGGGUUCGGUGUUGGUGGUUGGGUGGUUCUUGGUUCUUAUGACGAUGAGGGCGGAAAAGGUCAUGGAUGGAUGAUGCCUAUGCUGUGUAUGGCUGUAUUAUAUGUAUCUUGGCUACCUACUUGUCGUAAUGUAUCCAGUUAAUGAGCCCUCG
This is a messenger RNA of Fusarium vanettenii 77-13-4, 3718 nucleotides long. RefSeq lists its product as uncharacterized. Gene Ontology annotation, molecular function: DNA binding; DNA-directed DNA polymerase activity; 3'-5' exonuclease activity. The record is from RefSeq and is a predicted model, not a curated record. The transcript has 2 exons. Gene Ontology annotation, biological process: mitochondrial DNA replication. Gene Ontology annotation, cellular component: mitochondrion; gamma DNA polymerase complex. The coding region runs from base 1 to 3432 and encodes 1143 amino acids. NCBI's taxonomy places the organism in Eukaryota, Fungi, Ascomycota, Sordariomycetes, Hypocreales, Nectriaceae.